Molecule: messenger RNA, 2456 nt
Organism: Drosophila mauritiana
Lineage: Eukaryota; Metazoa; Arthropoda; Insecta; Diptera; Drosophilidae
Gene: beat-IIb
Exons: 7
Coding region: 707-1924 (405 amino acids)
Source: RefSeq, a predicted model, not a curated record
GGCAAGUGUGACGAAAAGAAAAACCGAGUGACGACGCGUAAUUGUGAAGCGCGUGAAACGAGUGAUCAGCGAACUCGGGCACUCUGCAUUGAGAAUUUUCAAAGGAAAGCCUAACGGAAUUUUCCGAAAAAACUAGACACUGCAGGUCGUAGUUAUGGAGCAGCAUAUGAAGUAAUUAGGAGGCGCACUUAAAUCCCCCAUAAACGUCAAACGACAAACAUUUUCGCGGAAGAACAACUGCAAGGCACUGCCAUCGACGUUUUCCAGGCAACAUGUUGCCGAGCGACAGCAGCAGCGGCGAAAGCAACAUCAACAUCAACUGAUGGCAGCGCAACACCAACGGACAGCAGCAACAUUCGAGCAUUCAGUCGCAAUUCUGACGAUUGCGUGACGCGUUCGCAUCGCGGCGAUGAAAGAGACAGGACAUCUCGCGAGGAAAGAGAUCGAAAUAGUGGCGGGCAUAAAGUUUGAGUUCGAUGUGCAAAGUAUAAAUGAAAAUACACCAACAACUAAUCGAAAUACGUAAUAAAGUGCGUGCCAACAUUCUGAGGAAUAUUUGAAAAAUAAAUUCGUAUAAAUUACCAACGAAUCCCGGACACAAACGGUCUGUCUCUGGGAAUAAAAUAAAUUAGCAUAAUUUAGCAAGGACUUGCCGAGACAAGCAGACAUUCGUUUCGCACUUAAUUAGUGUCCGAGCGCGUUGACAAUGUGGCAGACACUAUCAACUUUUAGCACAUCACUCAGAGCAGCAGCAGCAACGUGCAACUGUAGCUGCAAGCUGGAAAACGCGGAAAUGCACAGUCACAUGUUGCCAUCAGCAGACAUUGCGACAACGGCAGUGCGUAGGUGUUGCUGUCGCACAAGAAUCACCCGCAGCAGCAGAAGCAGCAACAGCAGCAGCAACAGCAACUAUAGUUGCAACUAUGGCAGCAACGUGAUGCAGUGGCUACUGCUACUGUGCCUUUUCUGUGAUUUUGGCCAGGCCGCGCUGCGUGACGUAAAUCUGCUGGUGGAGCCUCCGGCGGUGCGAAGGGGUCAGUCUGUGGCCCUGCGGUGCGAUUACCAAUUGGUGGAGGCGCCCCUGUAUUCCAUUAAGUUUUACCGCGGCCAGAUGGAAUUCUACCGCUACACACCCGGCGAGUAUCCGCCCACGAAGGUCUUUCAGUUCCCCGGCAUCAGAGUGGACGAGAACGGCUCGAAUGCCACCACGGUGCUCAUCCGCAACGUUAGCUUCGGCCUGUCCGGACAAUUCAGCUGCGAGGUUACGGCGGAUGCCCCGCUCUAUUCCACGGCCACAGCCUUCGCCCAGAUGCAAGUUGUGGAAUUUCCGGAAAAGCGACCGCAGCUUUUUACGGAACACACGCGAUACGAACCAGGAGAUGUUUUGCGUGCGAACUGCAGUACUUUGCCAUCUCGUCCUCGAGCUGAUCUUCGUUUCACCAUUAACAAUAUUCCCGUCAGCACGGAGGAAACGCAGUACAUUCGAACGGUUGACAGCCUGAUUGCAUCCCGGCUCAGUCUGAAGCUGCAGCUGCAGGCGACUCACUUUGUGGCUGGGCUCAGUGCCCAUGGAAAUGGGAAUGGGAAUGGUAAUGGCAAUGGAAAUGGCAACGGCAAUGGCCUGGCGAACGCACUGCACCUGGGUGGCAGCGGCGGCAGCGGAGGCGCUGGAAGCGGAGGACUCAUCCUGCGUUGUACGGCGCAAAUUGGCGAUCUCUAUCAGGAGUACAAGGAAAUCGAGCUGGGCACACCGCAAAAGGAUCCGGUGCCGGCCAGAGUGACGCUGUCAUCGGGAACCGGACUCCGUGGCUUCUUGGAGACCUAUUUCGCCACAUCUUCGGGCCGCAGCAAUUGGCGGGGAUCGGCGGGGGUCGUGGCCAUCUUCCUGCCCACCGUGUUGGCCCAACUAAUUACUGGUAGCUAAAUCGGGGGCCAGUCGGCUGGAAUGGGAGUACAUGGACAUGGAAUGCGAACGUGUGUCGGCUUAUCGAGCUGCGAUGGAAAUUAGGGAGCCCUCGGCCGUAAACUGCAUUAUUUAUCUGUAUCGAAUGCAAUUUAAAUUUAUACACAUGCAGGAGAUGUCCGUGUGAUUCCCGGUUAAGACCACACAUGCACACCCAAACCCUACGUAACUGUAAAUAUUUGCUUUAAUGAUGUGAACGGAUACACUUAAAUGAACUCGCACUCACACUCACGCGCUUACAUACACAGAAACACGCGACUAAUUGUUAAUUAAUGGAUUAUUUAAUGAUGCAUAAAAUAUUGGAUAAAAUAUUAAUGUUUCAUUUGCAUUUAGCUUCAACCCAAGCGAAUAUCAACUUAAUGUUUAAGUAAUUUAAAAAAUGUAAAUCGUUGAAACGAUAGAAAUAUGAAAUACAGAAAAGUGUAAGCAACAAAAAUGAAAUGCCAAUGCCAAGACAAAACCAAAACCAAAAAAAAAAACAUUCAAACCAGAA